Molecule: messenger RNA, 2508 nt
Organism: Notolabrus celidotus (New Zealand spotty)
Lineage: Eukaryota; Metazoa; Chordata; Actinopteri; Labriformes; Labridae
Gene: maml1
Product: mastermind-like transcriptional coactivator 1
Exons: 3
Coding region: 520-2493 (657 amino acids)
Biological process (GO): Notch signaling pathway; positive regulation of transcription of Notch receptor target
Cellular component (GO): nuclear speck; nucleoplasm
Molecular function (GO): transcription coactivator activity
Source: RefSeq, a predicted model, not a curated record
GAACAUUCCUCCUCCUGAUGGAAAAAAAGAGAAAGUUUCCAAGAUGGCGGCGGAGACCUGCCUGUCCGCUGGAAACAAUAGAAGCAGCACAGAGAGAGUUAGCCCCUUCUAACUCACUAACCCGGGAUUACAAACCCCACACACCCGGACCCGAGCUACACCAAGGCCGGACUCCCCGCGCCGACACCUUGGAGGGAUUUAUUCUGAAGUAUGAAGCUUUAUUUAAAUGUUUCAGGCUAGCUGCUCAGCUAGCUAGCCGAGCGUUAGCCCCGUAUAGCACAGUUAGCAGCUAGCGGCUAACGGCUGUGAGAUCAGCUGUUUGUGGACAGAUGCUGUAAAAGAGAGGACUCGGAUACUUCCACGUGAGUGAAGGCCAUUAGCAAGACAAAGGUCGCCUGCAUGGAGCCAGCACUGAGUCUUUGUAAAGGGGGGGUGUAGAGACGCCCAGAGAGAGAAACAGCCUAAUUCAGCAUUAUAUGGACGCAGCCUGAGCCUGGAGUUUACUGCAAGUCUUUAUUGAUGAUGGCGGAUUUUGUUACACCGCGACACAGCGCGGUGAUGGAGCGGCUCCGCCGGAGGAUCGAGCUCUUCCGGCAGCAUCACAACAGCUGCGAGAGCCGCUACGAGAACGCGACGCUGGAGCGGCUGGAGCUGGAGCGGCAGCAGACCUUCGCCCUGCACCAACGCUGCCUGCAGGCCAAGGCCAAGAGGUCCAACAAGCACCGGCAGCAAGCCCAGACCAGUGCAGACCAGGCCGGGCAGAGAGCACCGGGCAGCGGGGGAGGCAGCAGCGCGGAGCACGGGGAGGGAGGAGGAGGAGGGACCGAGCAGAGCAGGAACAGCACCCUGAUAGCGCUGCAGGAGACGGUGAAGAGGAAGUUAGAGAGCGCCGGUUCUCCUCUGGGCAGAGAUCAGGUGAACGGUUUCAGCGACGGCUUCCCUCCCAACAAGAAGGCCUGUCUGGACAACGGCACCGCCAACGGCUCCCCGCUGGACUCUAAACUGGGAAUCAGUGACGCGCUGAACUCUAAUGGGACCCACGGGUCAGCCGGGGACAACACGGACGGAGGGAGGGACGCGGGUUCAGAUAUCCAUCGGAGGGAAAUGAAGCAGGAACCGGAUGACAUUCUGCCCAUCAUGCCUCCAUCAGGAGGAGGAAACAACUCGCUAUUCCCCGACCUAAACCUGAACGAGCAGGAGUGGACGGAGCUGAUGGAGGAGCUGAACUGUUCUGUGGCCUACGAGGACAUCCAGGACAUCCUCAACGACGGCUUUGAGGACCGCAAAGACCCCCUGGAGCUGGCUCCGACUCCAGGCGGCGCAGGAGCUGUGGGAGGAGGAGCAGGAGGGGCAGCAGGUGGAGGGGGAGGACAGUCGUCCCAGGGUCUGCUCCCUCCAGAUCUGGUCAGUGUAAAAACUGAGUUCUCCCCCGCCUCUGUUGCCUUCGAGCAGGACUCUCGCACUGGCUCCCCUCAUGUGCGGUCCACCUCUUCUGGACCUCCUCCUCUCCCCACCAGCUCCCCUGUCGCCUCCUCCUCAGCCUCUUCCCCCGCUCUGCCCCCCUCUCAGCCGGCUCCUCCACCCAGGCAGCUCCAGCCUCCCCCAAACCACCUCCUACCUCCCGGCCCCCCUGUGCCCAAAGACCUGUCCCCUGCCCAGCAGCUCCAGCAGCUGGCAGCCCAGCAGAGAGCCCAGCACCUCCACGGCCAGAUGCAGCACAAAACGCCUCAACAGGGGACCAAGUUUCACACCCAAGGACCCCAUGCCCAUCCCCAAGCUUGGCCCCAAAUGGCCAACAGUUCUCAGAGCCCACUAGGGAGCGUGUUUGGUAUGGACAAGCCCACAAGCCCCUCCCUGUACCCGCAGGACUUUAACCCCAACAGCCAGAAGCAGAUGCUAAUGCCCGCUCAGCCAAACAAAGGCUCCCCCAAGGCAGGGGCCGGCAGCUACAUGCACCCCACUGGACACCCCGCUGGACACCCCUCCGUACACCCUGCCGGACACCCUGCUGGACACCCCUCCGUACACCCUGCCGGACACCCUGCUGGACACCCCUCUGUACACCCUGCCGGACACCCCUCCGUACACCCUGUAGGACACCCCGCAGGACACCCCGCCGGACACCCCGCAGGACACCCCCCCGGACACCCCGCAGGACACCCUGCAGGACAUCCAACAGGACACCCCGCCGGACACCCUGCAGGUCACCCUGCCGGACACCCCAACAUGAUGGGUCACCCUACUUCAGGGCCGCCUCUUAGCCACCCGCCGGCGCCUGGGGCCCAGGGCCCCGGCAACAUGCCCAACUACAGCAACACCAAACCUCUGUCGCACUUUGAGGCGGGACACGGACCGCCACGGCCCCCAAACACCCAGAGCCAGAACAAGGCGGCUCUGCUGACGCUGCUCAGACAGCAGCAGCAGAUCAAGCAGAAGAACAGCAUGAACUUCCGCCAGCACAUACCGCACUCACAGGUAAGAGACACACACUGAAGAUGAUAACCACAG